UCCAGUAGGAGCAGUAGGAGACGUAGAGAUGAGUUGGUCUCCGGAGCGGAGUCGCUGCGGAGCCGCGGGGGGCCCGGUGAGGGGCAGCUGGUGGCGGCUCGCGGUGCUCCUGGUCUCCGCGUCCUCCCUGCCCGCGGUCACGGCGCUGGUGGAGGGUCUGUACUGCGGCACGGAGGUCUGCUACGACGUGCUCGGCGUCACCAGGGAGGCCUCCAAGGCGGAGAUCGCCCGGGCUUACCGGCAGCUGGCCCGCCGGUACCACCCGGACCGCUACAAGCCCGAGGAGCCCGGGGACGAGGAGUCCGCAGAGAAGUUCCUGCUCAUCGCUACCGCUUACGAGACGUUAAAGGAUGAGGACACGCGCCGGGACUACGACUACAUGCUGGACCACCCUGAGGAGUACUACCAGCACUACUAUGCUUACUACCGCAGGCGGCUCGCCCCCAAAGUGGACGUCAGGAUCGUCAUCCUUGUCACCAUCUGCACCAUCUCCAUCAUCCAGUACUACAGCUGGUUCAACAGCUACAACAAGGCCAUCAGCUACCUGGUCACGGUCCCCAAGUACCGAAUCCAGGCCACGGAGAUUGCCAAGCAGCAGGGUCUCCUCAAUCGCACCAAGGAGAAGGGCAAGAACCGGCGCUCCAAGGAGGAGAUCCGGGAGCAAGAGGAGGAGGUGAUCCGAGACAUUAUCAAGAACAAAAUUGACAUUAAAGGAGGCUACAAGAAGCCCAAGGUGUCGGACAUCCUGCUGUGUCAGAUGGUGCUCUUCCCCUACUACCUGGGCCUGUACGUGGCCUGGUACGUCUCCUGGGUCUACCGCUUCACCAUCUGCAGGGAGGAGUAUGGAGAAGAGGAGAAGCUCUACAUCAUCAGGCGCUACAUGAAGAUGUCGCGGUCUCAGUUCGACGAUCUGGACGAAGACGCCAAGCAGACCUUCUUGGAGAAACAGAUCUGGAUCAGAGAGAACUAUGAGUCUUGCCUUGAAAAACUGCAAGAGCGAAUCCACGAAAGUCGAACCGCGAAGUAG
Molecule: messenger RNA, 1027 nt
Organism: Nematolebias whitei (Rio pearlfish)
Lineage: Eukaryota; Metazoa; Chordata; Actinopteri; Cyprinodontiformes; Rivulidae
Gene: dnajc25
Product: DnaJ (Hsp40) homolog, subfamily C, member 25
Exons: 5
Coding region: 29-1027 (332 amino acids)
Biological process (GO): protein folding
Cellular component (GO): endoplasmic reticulum membrane
Source: RefSeq, a predicted model, not a curated record